This is a messenger RNA of Rosa chinensis, 2286 nucleotides long. Its product is annotated as UDP-glucuronate:xylan alpha-glucuronosyltransferase 2. Lineage: Eukaryota; Viridiplantae; Streptophyta; Magnoliopsida; Rosales; Rosaceae. The record is from RefSeq and is a predicted model, not a curated record. The coding region runs from base 294 to 2099 and encodes 601 amino acids. The transcript has 3 exons. Gene Ontology annotation, molecular function: glycosyltransferase activity. Gene Ontology annotation, biological process: xylan biosynthetic process.
AGCAAAGCUUGUCAGCUCGCAGCUUGUUUUCUGCGAAGGAAAGGAAGUUUUUGCAAGGAAACUACACUUGGAGCUUUCUAUCUAUGGUUUUGCUUUGUUUGAGGUUUACUCCAAUCUUUCGCUGUCUGAGUUCUCUAAUUAAGUACCACCAGAGUUCUAGCUUAAGAUUAAUUAAUCCUUUCUCAAAUGUUCUAGUCUCCAUGAUCGGCUAGUGCUUAUUGAGUUUUGCCGUAAACAGAAACUUAGAUAUAUAUUCGAUCAGUCGUAGUAGAUCAUAACCUCAGAAGGUUAAGAUGAUUGAAGGACUUGGUUUCCAGAAGAUGUCGAAGAUCGCUUCUUCGAAGGCUUUGGUCAUCCGAGUCAACCUGGUUUUCCUUGCUCUCUUUUUUGUUGUUUACGCUGCUCUUCUUCUCCAGCCGGCUGCCACUAUCUAUUACCAGAACGCAGCAGUAUCUCUGAUUAGGUGCUCAUUUCGCGACUGCCAUCAGAACGGUAAGGUAAUUGAUGGCGUUAAGAUGAUGAAGCAGGUAGUGAAGGAGACAAAAGAAGAGUACAUAGCCACACAGCAUGAAGGGUUGAAUACGAGUACUAAAAUGGAGGUACCGAGCUUUUUGGAGGGAAUAAUAUUGAAGGGGAUUAAGAUUGGGAUGGUGAAUAUGGAAGACGAUGAUGUUAGCGAGUGGAAGAGAUUUGGACAGGUCAUACCGGUUCAUUUCGACCGGGUAUCAGAGUUAUUCAAAUGGGAGGAUUUAUUUCCUGAAUGGAUUGAUGAAGAGGAAGAGACUGAUGUACCGUUUUGCCCGGAGAUACCAAUGCCGGAGUACCAAAUCUACGACAGGAUGAACCUCGUCGUGGCUAAAUUGCCUUGCAAGUAUCCGGAAGAAGGGUGGAAUAGGGAGGUGUUUAGGCUCCAAGUCCAUCUCAUAGCGGCGAAUCUGGCUGUGAAGAGAGGAGUCAGGGACAGGAAUUUGAAGACAAAGGUGGUGUUUUGGAGUAAGUGUAGGCCAAUGCUUGAGAUUUUUAGGUGCAGUGACUUGCUGAAACAAGAAGGAGAUUGGUGGUUGUUUGAGUCAGAUAUGGCGAAGUUGAAGCAAAAGGUAUCAUUGCCUGUUGGCUCUUGCAAUCUAGCUUUGCCUCUCUGGGGACAAGGAAUCGACGAAGUGUAUGACCUGUCCAAGAUCCAAGGGUCCACAAAGAAUGCAGCCAAAGAAGCCUACGUCACCGUCCUCCACACAAGUAGCUCCUACGUCUGCGGCGCCCUAACCUUAGCCCAGAGCCUCAUCCAAACCGGCACAAAGCGCGACCUCGUCCUCCUCCUCGACGACACCAUCCCCGCCCCAAAACGCGCCGCCCUAUCCGCCGCCGGUUGGAAGCUCCGGUUCAUAAAACGUAUCCGGAAUCCGAAAGCCGAAAAUGGCACGUACAACGAGUACAACUACAGCAAGUUCCGCCUCUGGCAGCUCACCGACUACGACAAGGUCAUCUUCAUCGACGCCGACAUCAUCGUCCUCCGAAACCUCGACCUCCUCUUUCACUUCCCUCAGAUGUCGGCCACCGGCAACGACAUCCACCUCUUCAACUCCGGCGUCAUGGUCAUCGAGCCCUCCAACUGCACCUUCCAGCACCUAAUGGAUCACCGAGACGACAUCGUUUCUUACAACGGCGGCGACCAGGGCUUCCUCAACGAGAUCUUCGUGUGGUGGCACCGACUGCCGAGGAGGGUUAAUUACUUGAAGAAUUUUUGGGCCAACACUACGCUUGAGCAGAAAGCGAAAAACGGGCUGUUCGGGGCGGACCCACCGAAGCUGUACUCGAUACAUUACUUGGGGUUGAAGCCAUGGCUGUGUUACAGGGAUUACGACUGUAACUGGGACAUCGUGGACCAGUUCGUGUACGCGAGUGACGUGGCACACCGGACGUGGUGGGAGGUUCAUGAUAAGUUGGACGAGAAGUUGCAGAGGUUUUGUCUGUUGACGAAGGAGAGGAGGACUAAUGUGAACUGGGAGCGAAGAAAGGCAAGAAUAUUGAAGUUUCCUAAUGGACACUGGAAAAUCAAUAUUACAGAUCCAAGACGGAAACAUACUGUGGAAGAUGAUUAGGAUCUGUUUUUUUUUUUUUUUUUUUAAUUAUUGUUCCACUUUAAAUUUUUUGUUGUUGAUAGAAUCAUGUCAUUUACUAAUAUACAUAAUGCCCCUAUGUUCAUAUCAUAUGUGGGAUGGUUUUCUUGUUAACUUAUCAGUGUGACAGAUUUCAUGUUGUCUAUCUCCUCUCCUAAAAAAAAAAGAC